Messenger RNA from Coffea eugenioides, 2401 nucleotides. Its product is annotated as two-pore potassium channel 3-like. Gene Ontology annotation, molecular function: potassium ion leak channel activity. The record is from RefSeq and is a predicted model, not a curated record. The transcript is spliced from 2 exons. NCBI's taxonomy places the organism in Eukaryota, Viridiplantae, Streptophyta, Magnoliopsida, Gentianales, Rubiaceae. Gene Ontology annotation, biological process: stabilization of membrane potential; potassium ion transmembrane transport. Bases 373 to 1551 code for a protein of 392 amino acids. Gene Ontology annotation, cellular component: plant-type vacuole membrane.
GUACUUUUUAUACUUAUGUAAUGAUUCCAGAAGAAAAAUAUGCAGUUCUUAUGGACAGAUGUGUGUAAAGAGGCAAACAUAAGGCCAAUGGCUAGUCUACUCGGAUGGGUGACAAUCGGCAGCUCAAAAAAUCCACCGUUAUUUCUUGAAGAAACUCCACGACUACCAGGAUAAUUAGCAAAAAUUAUGGUCCAAUCAAUCCCAACACCUGAGUCAUAGCCUUGCAUUCAAAGCUAAAGCUAUCAUUCUUUCGCUGCUUUGACUAGUAGUUGCAGCUCAAAACUUUCUUGGCAUUGAUCUAUAUGAUGCUUUACAAAACAGAAUAUACUUGGAAUACAAUUCCCAGUUUCAAGGAAAUGCAGAUUCAUUUCAAUGGAUGAGCCGCUUCUCUCCAAGAAUACAGUAGCAGCAGAACCCAAGCAGCCAUUACCAGAAAGUAGAGCGUCCCCCAGUUAUACUGACAUCAGGCCACCAUCACAACAAUCUAACCACCACCUUGUCAACACCGACUCCUUUAUUUUCCCAGCACCAAGAACCAAAUCUUCAUUGGCAAACCUUUUAGCUAAUCUGAACGAGAAGAAAAAAAUCACCAGGAGGUCAAAUUCUGCGCCUUCCAUUUUAACAGAUGUGAAGGAAGGAAUCCACGAUUCUUUAGACCCAAGACCUGCCAUAAAAUCAGUACCUUCAAUUGUCAAGCAAGCCUCUUGUGGAUUAGUUGUGUAUAUAAUAAUUGGCAUCACAAUAUACCUGCUGAGAUGGAGAAGUUUCAAGGGUAAACAAACCUGGAAGCCAAUAGAUGCUUUAUACUUCAAUGUGGUCACACUAUGUACCAUUGGAUAUGGUGACAUAGUUCCAGACACAACAUUUACCAAACUGUACACAUGUGCCCUUAUUUUAGUUGGUUUUGGAUUCAUAGACAUAUUGCUGCAUGGACUAUUUACCUAUGUUCUUGAUAGGCAGGAGGAAGUACUGUUAAGCACCGUUGAUGAGAGCCGAUUAAAUGCAGUGUUUAGAGCAUACAUGAUAGAUACCGCAAAGGGCAGAAUGAGGAUACGUAUCAAAGUGGGAUUGGCUUUGGCAGUUGUAGUUGGUUGUAUAGCCAUUGGAACAGUCAUGGUGCAUAAAUUAGAAGAACAAAAUUGGAUUGACAGCUUUUAUUUAUCUGUAACAUCUGUGACUACAGUAGGAUAUGGGGAUUAUGCCUUCUCAACGCUUCAGGGAAGGUGCUUUGCCAUAAUCUGGCUAUUGGUGAGCACUCUGGCUGUUGCAAGGGCCUUUCUGUAUCUAACUGAGCUCAGGAUUGACAGAAGAAAUCGCAAGAUAGCUAAAUGGAUUCUUCAAAAGAAGAUGACUCCAGGGGAUCUAGUUGCUGCAGAUCUUGAUCACAAUGGUUCUAUCAGUAAAUCUGAAUAUGUCAUCUACAAGCUGAAGGAAAUGGGAAAAAUAGCAGAGAAAGACAUCCAGCAAAUAUGCAACCAAUUUGACAUGUUAGACAGCAACCACUGCGGCAAACUUACCAUUACCGAUAUCAUGGGAAGUGACAGUGAUUGAUACCCCUCUAGGCAGGAUCUAUGCGAGCAGCAGACAGUGGUACCAUCCCCAUCUUUAACCUUAAAGCUGGGACCUAAAAUCCAACUGUACGAAGGCAAAUGGGCAUAAGAGGCGGUAAAACAUAAACCUUUGAACAUUUUACCCAAGAUGUAGAUAAGUACCUAGAUGAUUCCUACUGGAAGCUUUCAAGUCAAAUAUAGUUCCAAGGUUACUUCAGCUGGAAAAUUCUAUCUACAAGCUGAAGCAUGAUUACCUCCACUUGCUAAUGGAGGAAUUCACAUUUGUACACUGAUGUUUGUGACUAUUCAUCCAAAAAGCACAUCAAAAGAUUCUUGUCCCAAGAUGCAAUUCAUUUCUACCCCUAGCUUCAGAAAUUUGCCAUGGGAUCACUAAUUUUUAUCUGAUGGAAGACUUGUCGAUAACAUGCUAACCCAAAUAAGGACUUCAAGCUAAUAGCUAUCACCAUUCUUGACUGGGAUAAUUAAUGGGUAUAAAUGAAGACAUUAAACAAAUCAUGUUUUAAGAUGCAUCAUACAAACAGAAACAAUCUUGCAAUCUCAAGGUUAUCAGACUUUCCCAUUUCACAAUCUCUAAAUAGUAUUAAGUAGAACAGCAAAAAGCAAGUUCUGAAUGAACAAUUCAAUUGCUCAGAAACUAUAUUUGCUGCACCUAAAGCUUUUUGACCUCUGCAAUCAUAACUUAAAACUGAAAACAACCCAAUCUUUAGGAGGAAUAGCACUUCAUCAUUCUUGAAAGACCUCAGAUUAGAAAAAAGGCCCUUAAAGAGGCCUCUCGGGCAAGCAACGCAUGGGAAAGUGCUAAGAAGAAAGAACUGUGAUGCUUCAUGAAU